This is a messenger RNA of Octopus sinensis (East Asian common octopus), 1386 nucleotides long. RefSeq names its product keratin, type II cytoskeletal 1-like. Gene Ontology annotation, cellular component: nucleus. The coding region runs from base 364 to 1386 and encodes 340 amino acids. NCBI's taxonomy places the organism in Eukaryota, Metazoa, Mollusca, Cephalopoda, Octopoda, Octopodidae. The record is from RefSeq and is a predicted model, not a curated record. The transcript has 2 exons.
AAAAACUUCAUGAAGAAAAAAAAACAAAAAAAAAAGAAAAAGAAAAAUGAAAAAAGUUGAAAGAAAAGAGUUUAAAAAAAUACUGCAAACAAAUAUGAAUUGUAAAAAAUGUGAAAAACAUUAAAAAAAAAGAUAUACAUUCCCCACCCUUACCCAGCAUCCAUCCACACCAAAGCAACUUUUUUCUUACAUACAAUAUACACACAUAUAUAUGUAUACGUAUAUAUAUUAACCUAUUAUAUAUCUAUGUAUGUACAUAUAUUAUAUAUACAUAUAUAUAUAUAUAUAUAUCUAUAUAUAUAUAUAUAUACACACACAUGUGUGUGUGUGUGUAUGUGUGUGUGUAAGUAAACCCCAGUAAACAUGGAAGUACAGAGAAGGAAGAAAAAGAAGCGGAAAAGUAAUUUUGCCGCGUCUGAAGUGUCGGCCAUUAUGGAGGGCAUAGGUAAACGUAUGUCGACCGUAAAUGCCAAAUUUACUGAUAGCGUGACCAAUGCCAAGAAAAUGAAAGCCUGGCAGGAAAUAGCUGAACUGGUGAACACCGUUUCCCCCGUGGGCCGUUCGGUGGAGGAAGUGAAGAAGAAAUGGGAAGACAUGAAAACUCGCACCAAAAAACGAGCCAUGGAGGUACGCAGUGUCGCCAUGUUGGGUGACGACUCGCAAAUACGUUCCUACCUCACAGAGUAUGAAUUACGCGUCCUCUAUCUGCUGGGGGACCCGAUUGUAAGCAGUUAUGGAGGAAACAGUAAUGGAGGCGCAGCAGGCAGUAAUGGUGGUGGUGGUGGUGGUGAUGGCAGUAGUAGUAGUAGCAGUAACAGUAGUAGUGGUGGAGGUGAUGGCGGUGGCGGUGAUAGUGGUGAAUGUGGUAGUAAUGGCGGCGUCGUUAAUGUUGGUGCUGGAGGUAGCAACGGCACAAAUGGAGGUUUACACAGUGCUUCGAAUUCCCCCAGCACCACAACCACUACCCCCGCCGCCGCCGCCGCUGCUGCCGCUGCCACGGCGCCUGGCGGUGGAGGUAGCGUCGAACAAACUGGUAGCACUACAACGACAUCAGCCGCCAACACCACCACCACCACAACCAACAACAGCAUCCCCACAAACUACACCACCACCAUCACCACCACCACUAGCAGCAACACCACCGCCAUCAACAACAUCAACAGCAAUACCACCUCCAGUAUCAGCAGUAGUACCGCCACGUCCAUCAUCAUCACCACCAACAACAGCAUACUCAGCACUCCAAUCCUCAGCCCCGCCAUAAAUUCGGUCUCUCAAUGUAUGGAGGAUACAAUACAAACAGUUCCAACAGAUAUGACAAUAGGACAUCACCGCCAAGUAAUCACUCUGAAGUUAACUUCCUUCUUCAUGGGGUCCCGAUAUGUAUAA